CUAUGUUCUCCUAGUGUAUUGAGUUGCACAGUAAUAAUAGCACUAUUUUAUAUAGCAAUCUUUUUUUCAUGUAGCUGCAUAAUCAUGGAUUUUGUUUGCCGCCAAGGCUUACAAAGUAGCAGUAUCAGACACAUACAGCUGUACCUGGAUCCAGCAAUACAGUUUGAGCUAUUGGCAAACAGAAAAAGAAUGCUGAUCAAAUUAGAGUGUGAGUCUGGUGCCCCAGAUAAAAAGGAAAUGGCAUUUAAAAUAGACAAUCCUCCUUUUGUAUGGUAUUCAUCAUUUGUAAUAUCCAAAGCUACUCGCUCUGGCCUCAAAAAUAGCAUGUAUUAUAAUAUAGUUUGUUCGUGUGUAUUUUAUACGUCAAAAAAUACUACAAAGAGUACCCCUCUAAUAGUCAGUAUCCACUGAAAUAGGCCUCCUUUGUACUGAUGACAGUGUGCAAUCAACUUUGAAUGCAGAUCUGAGAGGAAUGCUCAAAUCAAGUCGUCUUUAUCAUCUUAGUAGACUCGUUUUUUUUUAACAGAAGCACCUAGACCUAACUCACCUCAUUUCGGUUGGAUCAGACCUACAUUGGGUCAUUC
Molecule: messenger RNA, 584 nt
Organism: Gilbertella persicaria
Lineage: Eukaryota; Fungi; Mucoromycota; Mucoromycetes; Mucorales; Choanephoraceae
Exons: 1
Source: RefSeq, a predicted model, not a curated record